Rana temporaria (common frog) is the source of this 1046-nucleotide messenger RNA. Its product is annotated as Fc receptor-like A. The coding region runs from base 15 to 596 and encodes 193 amino acids. Gene Ontology annotation, molecular function: transmembrane signaling receptor activity. NCBI's taxonomy places the organism in Eukaryota, Metazoa, Chordata, Amphibia, Anura, Ranidae. The record is from RefSeq and is a predicted model, not a curated record. Gene Ontology annotation, biological process: cell surface receptor signaling pathway. The transcript has 5 exons.
UCUCCCCUCCAGAAAUGAAAGUGACCCCGUCCAGGGUAAUAGAAGGAGGUGAGAUGACGGUGACAUGUGACACCAGACUGGAUGGCGGCACAGAGCUGCACUUUGCCUUCUACAGAGAUGGACGGACUGUGCGGGAAUUCAGUACAUCUGAUAACUACAGAGAUGGACGGACUGUGUGGGGUUACAAUGUAUCUGAUACAUACAGAGUGCGGUCAUCUCAGCUGGAGGAUUCUGGGAAUUAUACCUGUGAAGUGAGGACGACGUCUAACACUGUGAGGAAGAUGAGUGAUGGGCUCCAUAUCCAGAUAACGCAGAAACACGAUAAAGAAUUACCCGUGGCAGUAAUCGCUGCGGCUGUGAUUGGGAGUCUUGUGGUCAUUGUCAUCUCCGUUGUUCUUAUCUGGAAAUGUAAAAAAAGAAAACGUUUUUUACAUCAAGACCCUUAUCAAGCAAUAAGUACAACAGGAAAUAACACAGAACCCGAUCCUGAUGUCUGCUACACGUACCUAGAUAUAAGUCGACUUCCCAAAGGUGCUAGAAUUAAACAUGAGGAUCUGACUGUUACAUACGCUACUGUGAAUAAUGCAAAUAUCUAAGAAAGGAUACCGGACCCGGAAUGGAUGAUACCAAACUCUGCAUGUUUCCAUGGAUGAUAUUGGAGCUUCCUGUCAAGUCGACCAAUCCAGAAGGGAAAAAAAAAAACCUCUAUCAAAGAUUAUAUGAAACAAAGCUGUGUCAGAUAAUUGUAUUACCAACCUUUAAAUUCAGAGCUUUUUAAAUGUAGCCAAGUGCUGGCUAUAUCGCUUUUGCCAUCAUGGGACAUUCCUUAACAAAGAUUACACUGAGCUUUGUUCCCUCUAGUGCCUAGCAUGGGGAUUAUGGCAUCAUUUCCUGAUGAUAGAGAGAGAGAGACCACUACUGAAAUCAGAGGAUUCUAUGGACCUGCUGCUGCUGCUGCAAACUACAAGUUCCAGCUGUCUGGAAAGAUGAGGGAUUCUUGGUGAGGAGAGAAAUAGAAUGGUCUGGGGAGAGGCUCGCUCUCUUGG